This is a messenger RNA of Astyanax mexicanus (Mexican tetra), 954 nucleotides long. RefSeq names its product trace amine-associated receptor 1-like. Gene Ontology annotation, cellular component: membrane. NCBI's taxonomy places the organism in Eukaryota, Metazoa, Chordata, Actinopteri, Characiformes, Acestrorhamphidae. The record is from RefSeq and is a predicted model, not a curated record. The coding region runs from base 1 to 954 and encodes 317 amino acids. The transcript has 2 exons. Gene Ontology annotation, biological process: G protein-coupled receptor signaling pathway. Gene Ontology annotation, molecular function: trace-amine receptor activity.
AUGAACUCAACCCACACUGAGAAGGCGGAGAUCAAUUCUUUUUGCUAUGAAUAUUUAAAUGGAUCUUGCCCAAAGUUUGUAUAUCCUCUGUUUUUGAAGGUGCCGCUUUAUUUGUUCUUUGGUUCAGUGGUGAUUUUAACAGUAUUUGGUAAUCUGUUUGUCAUCAUAACUGUUGUUCAUUUUAAGCAGCUUCACAUGCCAACUAACUUCCUCGUUCUGUCUCUGGCUGUAACUGAUCUGCUGCUGGGAGCACUUUUUAUGCCACCCUUUAUGAUACAGUCUGUAGAGACUUGCUGGUAUUUGGGCAAUAUAUUCUACAGAUAUUAUGCUGUGUGUCAUCCCCUGCUGUAUCACAGUAAAAUCACUUCCUUUGUCACAUUAAUCAUGAUUGUCAUCUGCUGGACUUUCUCAGCAGCAAUUGGGUUUAUUAUAAUAUAUCUGGAGCUGAACAUUCUGGGUGUUGAAGAGUUUUACUAUGAGAAUGUUGCAUGUGAAGGAGGUUGUGUGUUGUUUCAAAGUGCAGCAUCGAGCACUUCUUCCUCUGUACUGUCCUUCUACAUCCCAGGAGUUAUUAUGCUCAGUAUAUACAUGAAAAUAUUCCGUGUUGCACAAAAGCAAGCAAAAUCUAUCCAGGAUUCAAAAUGCAAGAGCAAUAUACAAUCAGUGUUGAGCAAAGAAGAAAAAAAAGCCACCAAAACUCUGGCUGUGGUUUUAGGGGUGUUCCUCUCACUUUGGACGCCAUUUUUUAUCUGCAAUGUCAUGAAUCCCUUCAUAGGUUAUACAAUCCCUCCAGUAUUGAUUGAAAUGUUUGGUUGGAUUGGAUUUAUGAAUUCUACUUGUAAUCCUAUUGUUUAUGCUUUCUUCUACAAGUGGUUUAGAAAAGCAUUCAGGAUUAUUAUAUCAGGUCAAAUAUUUCAGCCAGGGUCCUCAAGAACAAACUUGUUUUCACAUUGA